Messenger RNA from Conger conger (European conger), 1179 nucleotides. RefSeq names its product pre-mRNA processing factor 38A (gene prpf38a). The transcript is spliced from 10 exons. The record is from RefSeq and is a predicted model, not a curated record. Gene Ontology annotation, cellular component: precatalytic spliceosome. Bases 68 to 997 code for a protein of 309 amino acids. Lineage: Eukaryota; Metazoa; Chordata; Actinopteri; Anguilliformes; Congridae.
CUUUCUAACACAGGAAGUAUAAUCAUGUACCGGAAUUGUUUUCCACCAUACGUUUGGCUUUCUAAAAAUGGCAAACAGGACUGUGAAAGAUGCUAAUAGCAUACACGGUACAAACCCACAGUAUUUAGUUGAGAAAAUUAUACGAACACGCAUAUAUGAGUCAAAAUACUGGAAAGAGGAGUGUUUCGGACUGACGGCUGAACUGGUUGUGGACAAAGCGAUGGAAUUGAAGUAUGUUGGUGGUGUUUAUGGAGGGAACAUCAAGCCUACGCCGUUCCUCUGCCUGACUCUGAAGAUGCUACAGAUCCAACCUGAAAAGGAUAUCAUCGUGGAGUUCAUAAAAAACGAGGAUUUCAAGUAUGUCCGUCUGCUUGGAGCCACAUACAUGAGACUGACUGGUUCUUCAGUGGACUGCUACAAAUACCUUGAACCGCUUUACAAUGAUUACAGAAAAAUCAAAAGCCAGAACAGAAAUGGAGAAUUUGAACUGAUGCAUGUGGAUGAGUUCAUAGAUGAGUUGCUUCAUGCCGAAAGAGUGUGUGAUGUUAUCCUGCCCCGGUUACAGAAACGGCAGGUCUUAGAAGAGGCAGAGCUUCUGGACUCACGUAUAAGUGCUCUGGAGGAAGACUUGGAUGAAGUGGAAACCAGUGAAGAGGAGGAUGAAGAAGAGGAGAAGCCAGAGAGAGGCCCGUCUCCAGAGCCACACCGACGCGGUUACCGUGACACCGACCGGCCGCGUCGUUCACCCUCACCCCGCUACAGACGCAGUCGUUCACCAAGGAGGAGGAGCAGGUCGCCAAAAAGACGCAGUCCCUCCCCAAGACGGGAACGCCACCGCAGCAAGAGCCCCCGCAGACACCGCAGCAGGUCCAGGGACCGGCGCCACCGCUCCAAAUCCCCAGGUCACCACAGAAGUCAUCGGCAUCGCAGUCAUUCCAAGUCUCCAGAAAGCAGAUCAAAGAAGAGUCACAAGAAAAGCCGAAGAGGAAACGAAUAAUUUUUGUAAAACAUUUUUAUCCAGAUUUAAGGGACUUUACCGUUAUUUUUCAAAGUUAUACCCACAAUCUCUUAAAGGAGAUGUGUAGGACUUCAGUAGCUGUCUUUUUGGUUGGGUAAACUUGUAUUUGUCAUUUUAAUACUGUGUAUAUGUAAUUAAAUCAGAUAAAUGCUUUGAACAAA